UGUUUUUAUUUAUUACAUUCUGUUUUCUUCAUGACUAUAUUCGUAAGCGUCACAUCACCGUUUAUUAGCUAUUGAAAGGAAAAAGACACCACUGGAAAGCAAACAGCACUAAAAUUAUCGUUGAAAUAAGACUCUCGUCUUAUAGGCGUUGUUUAUUGGUGAAGUAUGUCAUCGUUUUCUCGUUUCUUUGGAUCCAUGAAGCAUCUGGCAUCCUCGUCUGCCUCUCAAAUUGCAUCUAUCGGUAGGCCUUAUAUGAAACGCUUGUCACGCUAUCAAGAGCCUAUCAUGUAUUGGACAAAGGUUUGGAGGGAAUUUGGUAAGCAGGUUUAUCGUUCGGAAAAAAUAGGUUCAACAUCUCAGUCAAUGAGACGGACGUCCCGCAUAUUUCAGGAUUAUUCCAUGGAAGAUAUUAAACGAGGAACCUUUAUUGCAAUUGAACUAUUAGGAAUAUUUUCUGUAGGACAAAUGGUUGGCCGCCGGAAGAUUACACCUUAUAAGUAAAAUGAUUCUGCCCUAUCUGUAUUCUCUUGCUGUGCUUGUUUACAGAAUUAAUUUUCAGGGAAUAUGACAUUGAAAUACCAUUGAUGACAGAAAUAAUUAAUGACAGAAACGAACAGUACUUUGUUUGGGUAAGGACACCGUUGACCAUCAACUUGUAUAAUAGCUGUUCAUGCAAACGCGAUGACAAAUAUCCUUAAGCGAGAACCAUCAUUGCGCGCGAGUCUAAUUUCUCAUAUGAAUUAGAGUACGUUGGGAACAGGGAGUAUAUAGAUCUUUCAUUGAGUCUAUUGAUGUACCUUUCUUAAUAAAUCGCUUUCCAUGAUAAAAUUGUCGAUUUCAUCGGCGCUACAGGCACAUAAUUAAGAUGCAUGUAAUUACUACGAAAG
Molecule: messenger RNA, 887 nt
Organism: Schizosaccharomyces japonicus yFS275
Lineage: Eukaryota; Fungi; Ascomycota; Schizosaccharomycetes; Schizosaccharomycetales; Schizosaccharomycetaceae
Product: F0-ATPase subunit G
Exons: 3
Coding region: 166-501 (111 amino acids)
Biological process (GO): proton motive force-driven ATP synthesis; proton transmembrane transport
Cellular component (GO): mitochondrial membrane
Molecular function (GO): proton transmembrane transporter activity
Source: RefSeq, a predicted model, not a curated record